AUGCAUACCUCCGUCCUCGUCGGACUUAUAGCCCUCUUUAACAGGGCUGUCCACGCGACUGUAUACACCCUCGACACGACUUACAAUUCCUCCAAUUUUUUCACCUCUUUUGGUUUUUUUAACGAGGAGGACCCAACGAACGGCUUUGUUGAGUAUGUUGAUGCUGACACGGCUAACACCGACGGUCUUGCUGGCUAUCGUGACGGUGCCGUUUACCUGGGUGUUGAUACCACCACUGUCAACCCAGCCAGCGGCCGCAAGUCCGUCCGGGUGACUUCUCGACAGGCCUUUACUUACGGCCUUUUUAUCACCGAUAUUGCCCAUAUGCCUGGUAGUAUCUGCGGAGUUUGGCCCGCUAUGUGGUUUUUUGGACCCAACUGGCCUGCCUCUGGAGAGAUUGAUAUUAUCGAGGGCGUCAACACACAGACCUACAAUACUAUUACUCUUCACACUAGCUCUGGCUGUAGUAUUUCCAAUAGAGGCACCAUUGAGAGUACUACUCUUACGGAGACUGACUGCAAUGCCGGCGAGGCUAGUACGGGCUGCAGUCAGAUUACCACCGAUAACCAGAACUACGGUAAUGGCUUUAAUAACAAUGGUGGUGGCGUAUAUGCUAUGGAGUGGACCUCAGACUAUAUCUCCGUAUGGUUCUUUCCCCGCAACUAUAUCCCCGCUAGCGUCCAGGGCGACAAUCCAGACCCAUCUACUUGGGGUCUGCCUAUUGCCCGUUUUGUUGGCGGUUCCAGUUGCAAUAUGGACGCGCAUUUUCAGAAUAACCACCUUGUUUUUGACACUACUUUCUGCGGUGAUUGGGCUGGCUCUACCGACGUCUGGAAUAAUAAUGCAGAGUGCUUGGCCAUGGGCUCUACCUGUAACGAAUUCGUUGCCGCUAACCCCGCUGCCUUCUCGGAGGCCUACUGGCUCAUUGAGUCUAUCAAAGUUUUCAAGUUAACCGCAUCUAAUUAUACCGCUAAGCGUAGCCUGUUAUACAGCCCCUUUCUUACUUAA
Messenger RNA from Ilyonectria robusta, 1008 nucleotides. RefSeq names its product concanavalin A-like lectin/glucanase domain-containing protein. Gene Ontology annotation, biological process: glucan catabolic process. The record is from RefSeq and is a predicted model, not a curated record. Gene Ontology annotation, molecular function: hydrolase activity, hydrolyzing O-glycosyl compounds. Bases 1 to 1008 code for a protein of 335 amino acids. Lineage: Eukaryota; Fungi; Ascomycota; Sordariomycetes; Hypocreales; Nectriaceae. The transcript has a single exon.